This is a messenger RNA of Dendronephthya gigantea, 1221 nucleotides long. RefSeq lists its product as uncharacterized. The coding region runs from base 1 to 1221 and encodes 406 amino acids. The record is from RefSeq and is a predicted model, not a curated record. The transcript has a single exon. NCBI's taxonomy places the organism in Eukaryota, Metazoa, Cnidaria, Anthozoa, Malacalcyonacea, Nephtheidae.
AUGUCAGAUGAACAACACAAGUCUGAAUUGAUUUCCCUUGUUGAAGACUUAAUGUCUGUUAUUGAUUCCAAACCACUUCAUCCAAGAAAUAAAUUACUGCUUUAUAGCCGUUAUGUUUUAUCAAAAUUAUCUUGGCAUUUUACUGUCACAGAUCUGUCAAAAACGUGGGUGAUUGAAAAUAUCGAUUCCAAAAUUAACAAUUAUAUUCGUACAUGGCUUGAAUUACCCAUAUCUGGAACGCUAAGCACAGUAUUCCUUACCCGAAACAAAUUUGGUCUCAGUAUUUCGCCUCCAUCCAUUAAAUUUACCCAAUGCCAAACCGUUCGACGUAAUGCUCUUAAAACCUCACCGAACACUGUUAUCAGUAAACUUUGGAAGUCAACUAGCAACAGCAAAAAUAUACAAUAUGAUGUAUACACCUCUACAAAACAAAUAAUUAAGGAAUUUCGUUCGAGACAAGAGGAUAAACUUCGCAAGCAAUUGACCUGUCAAGGCUCCUUUUUCAGAAAUGUAUCGAAAUUUUGUCACUCAGAGCUGACAAGAAUGUGGUGUGCAUCUCAAACAAAUUUACCUAGAAAUAUAUUCAAUUUUACCAUACGGUAUAUCAACAAUUCACUUCCUACACGUCAGAAUCUUGCAAGAUGGGGAUUAUCGGCAACUUCAGAUUGUUCAAACUGUUUAUCUCCAGAAACACUACUACAUGUAGUGGCGGGUUGUAAAUCGUAUCUCGAACGGUUCACGUGGAGACAUGACUCCAUCUUAAACCUCCUCGCAGCCAACUUACAAACCAUCAACGGCGCGACUCUCUUUGCCGAUCUACCAAAUUACAAGAGCCCAUCAAUCAUCACUGGAAACUCCCACCGUCCUGACUUGCUUCUAUUAACCUCUAAAGAAUGUCUCUAUAUUGUUGAACUAACUGUUGGUUUUGAAUCAAAUCUUGAAAAUAAUGUUAAGCGCAAAAAAUGCAAAUACUUAGAAUUAAUUAGAGAACAACGCAAACAUUACCAAGCAGUAAAAUUUAUUAAUCUAUCAAUUAGCUCUCUUGGUGUCUUUUCAAAAGAAUGUUCGACAUUCUUAGAAAUGCUUAAAGAUAUUGGCUUUGAAAGGAACCACCAUGAAUACCUUAUUAAACGAAUGACGACGAUUGCAAUUCGAACAACCUAUUACAUAUUUUGUUGCCGGAAUAAAGAUUGGUCCAAUCCUGAACUUUUAACAUUUUGA